This is a messenger RNA of Peromyscus eremicus (cactus mouse), 1949 nucleotides long. It is a transcript of the gene Katnal2, whose product is annotated as katanin catalytic subunit A1 like 2. The transcript is spliced from 16 exons. Lineage: Eukaryota; Metazoa; Chordata; Mammalia; Rodentia; Cricetidae. Gene Ontology annotation, molecular function: ATP hydrolysis activity; ATP binding; protein binding. The record is from RefSeq and is a predicted model, not a curated record. The coding region runs from base 104 to 1726 and encodes 540 amino acids.
UCCCGACAGGGGCGGGCUGGUUGAGCGUCGGAUUUCCAGCAGCUGUCCUUAGACACGGGUCCGGGACUCCUCUUCACUCCUUGUGGGGCCCUGUCUGUGUCUAAUGGAGCUUUCUUAUCAGACUCUCAAACUCACGCACCGGGCGCGGGAAGCGUACGAGAUGAGAACAGAAGCACGGCGAAAAAAUCUCCUCAUUUUGAUUUUGCAUUAUUUAACACAAGAAGGCUAUGUCGAUGCAGCUAAUGCUCUGGAGGAGGAGUCUAAGCUGGGACUACGGCGCUUUGAAGUUUGUGACAAUGUUGACCUGGAAACAAUUUUGAUGGAAUAUGAGAGCUAUUAUUUUGUAAAGUUCCAGAAGUACCCCAAAAUGGUUAAGAAGGUGCCAGACCCAGAAAACAAUUUACCACCAAAAAAUGGAGGGAAGAACAAAAGGAUGACAAAUGACAAUUGUCAAAAUCUCCCCAAGAUAUAUCAGCAGCGGCUACGCCCCAAAACCUCAACAGGAAAGACAGGGGACACCAAAUCUGUCAAGGACCAUCCUAAACAGGUUGAGAUGACUGAGAGUGUCAAUAACGCCCAAGUAGAGAGUGCUGACUUUGGCCUAAACAUAUCAAAAAUCCACAAAGAUGGCACCGAGGAAAAGGGCCACCCACGAAGAGGCCAAAUCAUUGACUUCCGGGGGCUGCUCACAGAUGCCAUCAAAGGAGCCACCAAUGAACUUGCCUUGAACACUUUCGAAUGUAACCCAGACCCUUCAGAACGAUUGCUGAAACCUCUGAGUGCAUUUAUUGGCAUGAACAGUGAGAUGCGAGAAUUGGCAGCCGUGGUGAGCCGGGACAUUUAUCUCCAUGAUCCCAACAUAAAAUGGAAUGACAUUAUUGGACUGGAUGCGGCCAAGCAGUUAGUCAAAGAAGCCAUUGUGUACCCAAUACGGUACCCACAGCUCUUUACAGGAAUUCUCUCCCCUUGGAAAGGACUGCUGCUUUACGGCCCUCCAGGUACAGGAAAGACUUUACUGGCCAAAGCAGUGGCCACUGAAUGCAAAACGACCUUCUUUAACAUUUCCGCAUCCACCAUUGUCAGCAAAUGGAGAGGAGAUUCAGAGAAACUUGUCCGGGUGCUGUUUGAACUUGCCCGCUAUCAUGCCCCCUCCACGAUCUUCCUGGACGAGCUGGAAUCUGUGAUGAGUCAGAGAGGCAUGACUCCUGGGGCAGAGCACGAAGGAAGCCUUCGGAUGAAGACGGAGCUACUGGUGCAGAUGGACGGGUUGGCCCACUCGGAGGAUCUCGUGUUUGUCUUAGCGGCGUCUAACCUGCCGUGGGAGCUGGACUGUGCCAUGUUACGGCGCCUAGAGAAGAGGAUUCUGGUUGGUCUCCCCAGCCAAGAGGCCAGACAAGCCAUGAUCUACCACUGGCUGCCCCCUGUGAGCAAGAGCCAUGCCCUGGAGCUGCACACAGAGCUGGAGUACAACGUGCUGAGCCAGGAGACAGAGGGCUACUCAGGCUCUGACAUUAAGCUAGUCUGCAGGGAGGCAGCCAUGAGGCCUGUGAGAAAGAUCUUCAAUGUGCUUGAAAAUUACCAGUCAGAAAGCAGCAAUUUACCUGGGAUCCAGCUGGAUACCGUGACCACGGAGGACUUUUUGGAUGUGUUGGCUCACACCAAGCCUUCAGCAAAGAAUCUGAGUGAGAGAUACUUGGACUGGCAAGAGAAGUUUGAGUCUGUGUAAAGCUGCUCUCAGCCUGACCUGGCCAGAGGCAGCGAGAGCCUCCACAGUGUGACUAGGAUGGAAGGGAAGAGCUUAUCCUUGAACGCUGGAUGAAUUUGGACAGCUGUCUUAUUUUGGAAACGUGAGAUCUUGUGUCAUGGAUGUCAGCAAAGGGAAGAUUUGGGCUGCAAGUCAGGCAGUGGAGGUUUUUCUCACAAUUCCACUAUAAAAUUUUGAAGACGUU